Messenger RNA from Porites lobata, 1932 nucleotides. Lineage: Eukaryota; Metazoa; Cnidaria; Anthozoa; Scleractinia; Poritidae. The record is from the annotation of a GenBank genome assembly.
AUGAAAGCUAAGAAAGUUGACUCUUCAGAGGACAUGUACUUUGGUCGUUCUCAAGGAAGCAUUUGCUUUGUCGACAUCAAAGAUGGCUUCUGCGAUUCGUGGAUCUCCAUGUUUGAUGGUGAAUACAGGAAACAGUCGAGCGGAGAGUUAUUGAAGGACACUGGAUAUGGCAUUAUGAAGGCAAAGCGUGGUGACCUUUUACCUCCAAACACUCUCCAAGUGGACGGUGUUUAUGUGGGUCGUAACCAUGGAGAUUACCUUUGUCCCAUUCAUGUCCGUAAUGGGAUGGUCCGGGAUUUUCUAUCUAUUUUCAAGACCAAAUCGAAAAAAGGAGAAAUUGUGGUGAUGACCGAAGAUCCACGUUGUUCGUAAGAACUAAUGGGCAGAUUUAGCAAAGACAAGAGACGUCAAAUAUAACCCGAGAUCAGUCUCUAUGGAAGCUGCUCAAAUUGGGCCAGGUCUCAGUUUACGUCAAAUAAAAACGUAAAAGCGGGCGAAAAUGCUGAAGGCGACUUCCUGGCUCAAUUUGCUGUUCUUUGAUUGGUUAGUUCCCUCGUCACUGCUCACGUGUUGUUGUCAUCUUUUCAUGGGUUCCUUGCGUCUUGGCUAAAUCUGCCUGAUCCGUACCCAGAGCCUUAUAUUUAUAAUUUCAGACACGAAUAAAUUCCAGAAGCCAUGUUAAGUAAGAACAUAAUCUGUGGAUAGCGUUUAAUCGCCUAGUUGUCCCUUUGUUUUUUCUUAAGCGGAGCUCUUGAGCACGCGAGCACCCGCGGCGGAGCGCUAUGGUUAAGAAAAUUUGGUUAUCUAUGCAUCCAAGAAAUUAAGGUAGUCACGUGACCGUACGUUCGUCCGCCCGUCCGUCGACACCACAGGGAAACCAAUGUGUAAUGUCACAUUUUCCGGCUAGUAAUGGAUCCUAGCCUGUAACCUGUGUUUAACGUGUAUGUUAUUGUCAAUCGACAGCUGUCAAACAAGUUAUCCGCUAACCAAAAUCACUUAGGGCUUAGGUACCAACUCAUCGAGGUCAACCGUUUUUUAGCUUUUGUCCAGCUGAAUAGGUUAGCUUUCAAUUGAUCGCAAGCUCAAGUUUUAUAUGUUUAUAAGUCAAAUAUAUACAUUCUCUACGACAACCACGGCUAAUUUACAAAGCCAACUUGUAAGACCAAGAAGUGAAAAAAUAAUUAAAGGCGUUUGAGACAGGAAACAGUCGAGCGGAGAGUUAUUGAAGGACAGUCUUUCCUAAAAACCAGAGCAUCUCAUCCACUGAAAUUUAUCCCACUUCAACCAUCCUGUGACACGUACAAAUACAGCUUCUGGCCGAGAACUAUCAUUGACUGGAAUAGCCUGCCAUCUGAUUAUUUAACAUUGGAUUCAACUGCAAAAUUUAAAGCCACCGUCUCUGACUACAUUUUUUUCAGUGUUAUGUUUACCCCUUUCGAUUUAUUGUAUUUUAUACUAGUAGUAGUGCUUUCGUUUUUAGUUAGGAGCUUGCGAAUAUGUCUGUUAUAGAUGUUGCAAGAUGAUAUAUGUAAAAGUUUAUCUAGUAAAACCCUUUGGUUAGCUCAAACGACUUUGAUUUCAAUUCAUUUCACGCUUUUUAAUCCGGUUGGUCAGUUGAUUCUGUAUACAGUCGAACCUCUACUAACGGCCACCUCUCUACAUCAACGGCUACUUUUUUGGUGGACAGUCUAUAGAUUCAUUCAUUUAUUAAGGCUGCCUCAGCCGAGCUAGUCGCCCUGAGCCGCCCAGUCGACUUUGUUUUCCUUACAGGCUGAGAGUUCGCUGGUGGAUGCUGCUCCAGCGUCCCUCAUCACAGUGUCUAUAAAUGUUGACACUGGUCGACCGCAUCGUAGGUGUCCCUGUCUUGGCAGCCACAGGGCAAGCUGGCUUGCUGCAUAUCGCGGUGACUUGACCUGUGGCAAUGGACAGUAA